AUGGCCACCUCCCAAGCACUUGAGCCGCAGACCGUUACAGACUACCUUCUCAAGAGGGGAUUCAACCGUACAGAAGAAAUAUUCCGUCAAGAGUCGAAGCACCUGGGCCCCGAUGGAAAGCCUCUCCAGCAGCUUGCCAACCUCGGACCCAAGAAGUACACCAAGGCCUUCAACCUCCUGCACGGCUGGGUCGAGAACAACUUGGACAUAUACAAGUUUGAACUCUCGAAACUCCUGUGGCCCAUCUUUGUAUAUUCAUUCCUCGAGCUCGUCGUCAACGGCUACGGAGAGGAUGCGAAGGCCUUCCUGAGAGAUCUCGGCCCGCGCUUCGAGGCCGGCCACCGGGACGACCUCCAGAUCUUCUCUACCGUCACGCUCCCCCAGCAUGUUGAGGACAACAACAUCACCAGGCUCUACAUUCACAACAAGUACCGCGUGCCGCUGAAUCAGCACGCCACCAGCGAUCUCUUCAACUUCCUGGAACGCGAGACCGAUCAGGGUGGCUCCGUCAUCCGCCAACUCCUCGUCGCACACUGCCAGAUCGACGCCACGUCUCGCGGCCCCAUCACGCCCUUCAGCUUCGAGGCGGUGUACCACAAGUCCAAGAACUUGGAGCUCGACGAAGCAGACGCCAAUGAGGGCAUUCCCGGCGUAAACAUCGGCCUGUCCAACAAGGAGAUCAUGGACCCGGCCGCACCCCUCACUCUGGGUCCGCUACCCAUGGAUCCCGACCUGAAAGAAGACGUGCGCGCCGAGAUUGAGGAGAUCGAGGCCCGGAGCCCCCCACCCGAAGGCCGUCCGAGCUUGAUUGAUGAUUUUGUUCAGAAGAUUAAGCGCGAGGAGAGUGCCGACGUUCCCAGCCGUUCCGACCUCCCCUUGCCGCCCUCGCGACCUCGCGACAUCAUGCUGGAGAUGUCCAAACUCAGGGAGAACCGAGACCGGUUCAGAAUUGAGGGCCGCACCGGCGGUGUUGGGAUUCCCGUCAGCUCGUGCAUGUUCACCUUCCACAAUACCCUGGGAACCGUAUCGAGCAUGGACUUCUCAGAAGACGGUGUCAUGGCUGCCGUCGGCACAUCCGAGUCGUACAUUCGCGUCUGGUCUCUGGACGGCAAAGCUCUGCCAUCCAAGAACCCGCAUGACAGAGACCAGAAAUACAACAGCAGAAAGCUCAUCGGCCACUCGGCUCCCGUUUACGACGUCCACUUCUCCGACUCGGCGCCUGGGGAGCCGCAGAAGCUAUUUGGCGAAGAGGGCCGUUCCAACCCGGCGCUCGACACCCGCGCAAAGCUCCUGCUAUCGUGCUCGGCUGACGGACAGAUACGGCUGUGGUCCCUAGAGUCGUGGACAUGUCUCUGCCUGUACAAGUCGCACGACGGUCCCGUGUUCCGCUCCCUCUGGAGCCCCCACGGGCACUACUUCCUGACGGGCGGCUACGACAAGGCCGUGCGGGUGUGGAUGCAGGACCACGCCUCGCCGGUCAGGCUGCUGGUGGGCCACGAUACAGCCAUCUCGGCCCUGACGUGGCACUCUAACGGACUCUAUGUGUUCUCGGCCUCGGACGAGACGGACAAGUCGAUCCGCAUGUGGUCGGUGACGACGGGGUCGUGUGUCCGCGUCUUCACCGGCCACACCGACUACAUCAGUGCCCUCGAGUGCUCCCCCAAUGGCAGGAUCCUGGCCAGCGCCGACGCGGCGGGGAACAUCAUGUUCUGGGACAUCGAGAAGGGUACGCGCAUGAAGCGCUCCAGAGGCCACGGCAAGGGCGGCGUCUGGUCUCUCAGCUUCAGCCAGGAAUCCAACGUGCUCGCCUCGGGCGGGCAGGACGGCACAGUCAGGCUGUGGGACGUCGAGCUCCCCGCUGACCCGCAAAAGGCCGCGCAGCAGGUCGGUCUGCUCGACGCUUCCACCGGUACCGGCGCCCUGCCGCCAGGCACAGACCCUGCGGCUGCCAGUGCCGCCGGUGCCGCCGGUGCCGCCGGUGGCGACGGCAUACGAACGGGCACAAACGCUGCUGGACAGCCGUCCACCGCUGGCGGCACGGGUACGGGCACGCACAAGAAGAAGGGCAAGGAGGUCAUGAUUACCCCCGACCAGAUCAGCGCUUUCCCCACCAAGAAGACGCCCGUCAUGAAGGUCAAAUUCACGAGGAUGAAUCUUUCGCCCUGGGCGGACACCAAGAAGCCAGAGGGUCAGGAAGACUCCAAGCCGUCUACCGCUCCCGACGCAUCAUCGAGCGCCGCCGCAUCCGUGACUUCACCUGCCACGGCAUCGACGCCCCGUCCAUCCCGCGGACCUCGUCGCCUGGUGGCCCAGCCUACGCGUCUCGAAGCCGUCGAUGAUCCCCUCGGUCCGCUGGGAGCUGCCGCCUCUGCACCUGCAGCAGGCACGCACGACGACGACGACGACGUGCUGGGUGGCGCAGGUGCAGGUGCAGGUGUAGGCGAUGACGGGUCGAAGCCGCCUGUUCCUCCCCUCAAGGAGGUUGUGAUGAGGACCACCAUGUCUGGCGGAGCGCAGCCGAGGAGGGGCCCGCACAGUACCUUUGGUGACGACGAGGACGAGAUCGCCAUCGGCGGCGGCGGCGCCGGAGGUGCACGCGCCCCUCCGCCCGUCGAUGCUGCCGGACCUAGUGGUGUGCUGAGCAGCACGCAGCCUAGCGUCAGCGUCGAGCAGGCUGCUAAGCCGAGCUUCCAUAUCUCGGUGGGGGAUCCAGUCAAGAUUGGGGACUUGACCAGUUCGCACAUUGUCUACAGUGUUCGGACUCGGACGACUUCCAAGGCCUACAAGCAGCGCGAAUUCGAGGUCAAGAGGCGAUACCGCGACUUCCUCUGGCUGUACACGACUCUGCACUCCAACAACCCUGGGUGCGUGGUGCCUCCGCCGCCGGAGAAGCAGGCGGUGGGACGGUUCGACAGCAACUUUGUGGAGACGCGGCGGGCGGCGCUGGAGAAGAUGCUGAACAAGACGGCGUCGCACCCGACGCUGCAGCAUGACGCGGACCUGAAGCUCUUCCUGGAGAGCGACUCCUUCAACGUGGACGUCAAGCACAAGGAGCGCCGGGACCCGCUGCCGGCCGAGAGCAAGGGCGUGCUGGGGUCGCUGGGCAUCAACGUCGGCGGCGGCAACAAGUUCGUCGAGCAGGAUGACUGGUUCCACGACCGCAAGGUGUACCUCGACGCGUUGGAGAGCCAGCUCAAGGGCAUCCUCAAGGCCAUGGACACCAUGGUCGGCCAGCGCAAGAUGAUGGCCGAGGCGGCGGGCGACUUCUCGGCCUCGCUGCACGCCCUCUCCACCGUCGAGCUGUCCCCCUCCCUCUCGGGCCCGCUCGACGCCCUCUCGGACCUGCAGCUGAUGAUCCGGGACGUCUACGACCGUCAGGCCCAGCAGGACAUGCUCACCUUCGGCAUCAUCAUCGAGGAGUACAUCCGCCUCAUCGGCUCCGUCAAGCAGGCCUUCUCCCAGCGCCAGAAGGGCUUCCACGCCUGGCACAGCGCCGAGGCCGACAUGAUCAAGCGCAAGGCCGCCCAGGACAAGCUGCUCCGCCAGGGGAAAAGCCAGCAGGACCGCCUGAACCAGGCCAGCGCCGAGGUCGCCGAGGCGGAGAGGAAGGUCCACCAGGCUCGUCUGCUGUUUGACGGCAUGGGACGGUCCAUGAGGACGGAGCUAGACCGCUUCGAGAAGGAGAAGCUCAUCGAAAAAUGGGAAACGUUCCUCAUGCAACUCGAUGCCGAGGAUGACGAGUCCGUCUUUUACAAACCACCCGUGUAUCAAGCCGAUCAAGCCAAGGCUCCAGGGGACACGGCCACGACAGAGGACCGGGAGGGCCAGCAGCCCACGGCCGUGGUCGACCCUCUACUGCCUCUCCCGGACCGAUUCCGCACGGCCAUGCGCCUCCUGACGCACCCGGUCCUGGUGCUGACGGCGCACGACGGCGCGGCGCCGCGCGCGAUGACCAUGUCGUCCUUCACGACGCUGUCCGUGGCGCCGCCCACGCCGCUGGUGACGUUCAACAUCGCUACGCCCAGCCAGACGCUGGACGCCAUCGUCGGCGACCCGGACGGCCACUUCAACCUGCACCUGCUGGCGGCGGACGGGCGGGGCGCCAGGGUGGCCGACCACUUCACCAGGGGCAACAGCGUGGCCGGGCUGUUUGACGGCAUCGAGCACGCCGCCGGCACGGGGGGCGGGGACGACGGCAGGGCGCCCGUGCUGCUGGGCGGAGGGGUGCUUCACGUCCUCAGGUGCCGGCUCGCCAGCCGCGACGCGCCGUCCGGCGGCCUGGUGCCGGUCAGGGACCACGUCAUCGUCGUGGCCGAGGUGGUCGACAUGGUGGCCGGCAAAGCAGGCGACGGCUUCGCACUGGCACACAAAUCCAUCAUUGCCUACCUUUCUGCAAACAAUCUACCAAAUGCCGCCGCAUCUCUUCGCACAGAACUCAACCUAACCGAGGAGACCUUUGACUCGGCCACGUCAAAAAAGUAUGAGUCGCUACUCGAGAAGAAGUGGACAAGUGUGGUGCGGUUGCAGAAAAAGUCGGAGAUGGACAGCCUGACACCCUCCUCCCUGUCCAAGAAGAACAAGGACCCGGCCUCGUGGCUACCGCGACCGCCGCCCCGCCACGUGCUCGAGUCGCACCGCAACGCCGUCAACUGCGUGGCCUUCCACCCCGUCUUCUCGUCGGUGGCGACGGGGUCCGACGACUACACCAUCAAGAUCUGGGACUGGGAGGAGGGCGAGCUGGAGCGCACCAUCAAGGGCCACACGCGGGCCGUGCUGGACGUGGACUUUGGCGGCCCCCGGGGGGGCACCCUCCUGGCCUCGUGCAGCUCCGACCUCAAGAUCAAGCUGUGGGACCCGGCCAACGACUACCAGAACACCCGCACGCUGCCGGGGCACGACCACAGCGUCAGCGCCGUGCGCUUCAUCCCCUCGUCGGGCAACCUGCUCGUCAGCGCCAGCCGCGACAGGACCCUCAAGAUCUGGGACGUGACGACGGGGUACUGCGUGCGCACGCUCGAGGGCCACGCCGGGUGGGUGCGCGACGUGUCGCCCUCGUCCGACGGCCGAUUCCUCUUCUCCACCGGCGACGACCAGACCGGCCGCCUGUGGGACAUAUCGUCCCAGACGCCCGAGACGAAGGCCACCAUGAUCGGCCACGAGCACUUCAACGAGUGCUGCGCCGUCGCGCCGCCCACGUCGUACCAGUACCUCGCACCGCUCGCCGGGCUCAAGAAGCCCCCCCCGGCCACGAGCGCCGCCGAGUUCAUGGCCACCGGAUCCCGCGACAAGACCAUCAAGCUCUGGGACGCCCGCGGGUCGUGCCUCAAGACCCUGGCCGGCCACGACAACUGGGUCCGCGCCCUCGUCUUCCACCCCGGCGGGAAGUACCUCAUCUCCGUGUCGGACGACAAGUCGGUGCGCUGCUGGGACCUCAGCCAGGAGGGCAAGUGCGUCAAGGUCAUUGCCGACUCGCACGAGCACUUCAUCGCCUCGGUCCGAUGGGCCCCCUCCGUCUCCAGAGCCCCUGCCGUCACCGAUGGGGCGACGAAUGGGAACGGCAUCAACGGCACACCGACCAAGGCGGCUGCUGCCGCCGCCGCCGCCGCCUCGGAUUGGGUGAAGUAA
Messenger RNA from Geosmithia morbida, 5625 nucleotides. RefSeq names its product transcription initiation factor TFIID subunit 5. Gene Ontology annotation, biological process: transcription initiation at RNA polymerase II promoter. The transcript is spliced from 11 exons. The coding region runs from base 1 to 5625 and encodes 1874 amino acids. Gene Ontology annotation, molecular function: protein binding; phosphatidylinositol binding; RNA polymerase II general transcription initiation factor activity. Lineage: Eukaryota; Fungi; Ascomycota; Sordariomycetes; Hypocreales; Bionectriaceae. The record is from RefSeq and is a predicted model, not a curated record. Gene Ontology annotation, cellular component: transcription factor TFIID complex.